Molecule: messenger RNA, 741 nt
Organism: Neohortaea acidophila
Lineage: Eukaryota; Fungi; Ascomycota; Dothideomycetes; Mycosphaerellales; Teratosphaeriaceae
Product: Alpha/beta hydrolase fold-1
Exons: 1
Coding region: 1-741 (246 amino acids)
Source: RefSeq, a predicted model, not a curated record
AUGACGCCCCCAAUAGACACCCACAUCAUUCUCGUCCACGGGUCAUACCACACACCCUGGCACAUGCGCUUCCUCCAAGAUGCACUCGAACAGCACGGCUACACAACCUCUGCCCCUGCUUUGCCUUCCAUGGGCAAUCAAGCCCUCCUCUCCGACGAUGCUCAUGCAGUGCAAAAGGCCAUCGAAGCCGCCGCUGCAACCCACUCCUCCAUCCUCCCAGUCUUCCAUUCAUAUGCUGGAGCACCAGGCGCGGAGGCCAUCGCCGCCCUUUCCCCAAGCACGAGAGCCAAAGUCGUCCGAGUAAUCUACUUGGCAGCCUUCAUCCUGCCUCGCGGUGGAGCCAUGUCGUCGCCAGAUCCCGACGCGCCGCACCCGUGGGCAAUCACGUCCAAUAACUGGCGCAGUGUUCCCGAGCCUAUCCCCGUCUUCUACAACGACAUGAAAGCGUCGUUCGCCGCCCAGGCUGCAUCCCAUUGUCUUCCACAAUGGUUUCCCGCGCUCUUCUCUCAAACCACGUCCGAGGGCUGGCGGUUAUGCGAAGCGACAUAUGUAGUUUGCACUGAAGACUGCGCCAUCCCGAGGCAGAUGUUUUGGGAGGGGCGAUUCAAGCCGUUGUUGGAGGAGACGGAUGUUCGACCGAAAUGGCGAUUCUUGGAGAUUCAGAGCGGGCAUAGUCCGUUUUUGAGUAAGAUCGAAGAGACGGCACUGCUGUUGAGACGAGAGGCGGGGGAAGAUGUAUAG